Messenger RNA from Copidosoma floridanum, 6294 nucleotides. RefSeq names its product dilute class unconventional myosin (gene didum). NCBI's taxonomy places the organism in Eukaryota, Metazoa, Arthropoda, Insecta, Hymenoptera, Encyrtidae. Gene Ontology annotation, cellular component: membrane; myosin complex; cytoplasm. Gene Ontology annotation, molecular function: microfilament motor activity; actin filament binding; ATP binding. Gene Ontology annotation, biological process: actin filament organization. The record is from RefSeq and is a predicted model, not a curated record.
AUGCGGCUUAUACGCUAUGGUCAAAAGAUAACGAAUGAGAUGCCUUUGACAUUAGCGAAAGCUGAUGCCAAAGUAAAUUGGGUGUUAAACUCGAUCGGUGAAGGGCAAUUAACACCAAUUUAUUGCAUGAACAUGGCUCAUCGAGGAUCAACGACCCCUUCCAUACUAGGAAAGAUGCCUCUUCACAUUUCUAUUCAACAAAAUAGAGACAAAGAAUUAUCUGCUGGUGUAAACAUACCAUCAUUUUACAUAGCAGGAUGCCCUGACUUCGUGCCUCACGUAACUUCUGUGCGUCCUUGGGUACCCAAUAAGAAACGAACCAACUCAACUUCAGCCUCCACCGCCUCACGGGGUAUCAUUUCCCGUGCUGUCUCGGUUGAUAUAAGAAAUCAAAUUCUCGAGCACUCACCUAAGUUAUCUAGGGCCACUUCAGAGAGCAUCUUCGGCUGCGGAGGCAAUCAGCGUAUUUACUUGAGCCCUUUCUUACCUCCGGAGGUCUAUAAGCUUUGGUGUAUGGCCGUUAAGGCGUCAGUAGUCGUAGGAGCCAGCUUAAACAAUACAUCACUUUGGUCUCGACACGAAAGGCUUGUAUCUCAGAGUGCAAAGAUUCAAGAAGUUUCUAGCUUUGGUAGUGUACCAAAUGAACUAAAGCAAUACCUUGAUCAGCCUCUCAUGGGACGAGAGUCUGAUCCUGUACAAUUCUGGUUAAGCAGUAGACAAUUCACGCCUGUUUUAUCAGAAAUUGCUCUCAAGUACAUGACAUGCCAAGCUUCUUCUGUAUCUUCUGAAAGAGUAGCUUCUGUGGGUGCUCGCGUCUGGACACCCAACCCUCAAAAGGUAUGGGAGUACGCAGUGCUACUCGAGGACUACAGCUCCGAAAAGUCAACUCUUCAGCUGCGCAUCGAAGAUGGGGACGAGAUUCGCAAUAUCGACAUAAAAUCGGACAGCGACUUACCACCUCUGCGCAAUCCCGAUAUUCUCAUUGGCGAGAAAAACCUAACCUCGCUGUCGUUUCUGCACGAGCCCGGUGUUUUGUUCAACUUGCAGGUCCGAUUCCAGAGACACAGUAUAUACACCUACUGUGGAAUCGUGCUAGUGGCGUUUAAUCCAUACACUGAACUGCCAAUUUAUGGCACCGACACGAUAUGGGCAUACAGGGGACAGGCUAUGGGCGACCUCGAGCCCCACAUCUUCGCCGUUGCCGAGGAGGCUUACACCAAACUAGAGAGAGAAAGUCACGACCAAUCGAUCAUCGUAUCAGGCGAGUCUGGCGCUGGCAAAACAGUAUCGGCCAAAUAUGCAAUGCGCUACUUCGCGACGGUCGGUGGUUCGUCAAAAGAGACGCAGGUCGAAAAAAAGGUGCUAGCCUCGUCACCAAUUAUGGAGGCUAUCGGUAAUGCUAAAACCACACGGAAUAACAAUUCUUCGCGCUUUGGCAAGUUCAUCGAGAUCCAGUUCAAUAAGAACUAUCACAUUAUUGGGGCAAGCAUGAGGACUUACCUGCUUGAGAAAUCAAGGGUUGUUUUCCAGGCCAAUGAUGAGCGGAACUACCACAUAUUUUACCAGAUGUAUGCAGCUGCAAAACGUCUGCCACAUCUUUAUUUAAGUGAUCAAGAAUUCUAUUACUUGAACCAGGGUGGUAGUUUGGAAAUAGACGGUGUCAGUGACCUUAAGUGCUUUGACGAUACCACUAGCGCGCUGACGUUGCUCGGUUUUACGUCCAAACAGCAGGACGACAUGCUACGCAUUUUAGCAGCAAUAUUGCAUCUGGGCAACGUCAACGUGUUGAGUAGUUCGAAUGGCAAGGGUUCACAAGAUAGUGACAGCUGUCAUAUAUCGCCAACCGACAGACACUUACUAAUAAUGACAGAAUUGCUGGGUCUCGAUCUAUCGGCGAUGCGCAAAUGGCUGUGUCACCGUAAAAUAGUUUCGAUGCGCGAAGUAAUCCUAAAACCCAUGAGCACGGAACAGGCGAUCGGCGCCCGGGACGCUUUAGCGAAACACAUUUACGCCGAAGUGUUCGCUUGGAUCGUAGCCCACAUCAACGCAUCCCUGCAAGCGCCAUCCAAUGUUCAGUGCUUCAUCGGAGUCCUCGACAUCUACGGCUUCGAAACAUUCGACAUCAACUCUUUUGAACAGUUCAGCAUCAAUUACGCGAAUGAAAAGCUGCAGCAGCAGUUCAACCAGCACGUGUUCAAACUGGAACAGGAGGAAUAUUUGAGGGAGGAGAUUGAGUGGACGUUCAUUGAUUUUUACGACAACCAACCGUGCAUCGAUCUCAUCGAGGCGAAACUCGGCAUUUUGGAUUUGCUGGACGAAGAGUGCAGGAUGCCAAAAGGUUCGGACAGCUCGUGGGCUGAAAAGCUCUACGCGAAAUGCUCGAAGUCAAAGCACUUUGGGAAGCCGCGUUUCAGGACGUCCGCUUUUGUUAUUCAUCACUUUGCUGACCUGGUCCAGUACGAGACAACUGGAUUCCUCGAAAAAAAUAGGGACACGGUUGUCGAGGAGCAAAUAGAAAUUUUAAAGAAUAGCGACAACGCGCUUCUAAAGCAAUUAUUCUCCAACGAAGACCCCAAGCUGUCAGUACCGAACGUCAGGGUGAGAAUUUUGCCCCAGAAACCGAGUGCUCCCACGCCAAUGGCGAAAAACAAAAAAACAGUGGGCUCGCAGUUCCGUGACUCGCUGAACAUGCUGAUGGCAACGUUGAACGCGACGACGCCCCACUACGUGCGCUGUAUCAAGCCGAACGACUCGAAGAAACCGUUCGAGUACAAUCCACAGCGAGCCGUGCAGCAGCUCCGGGCUUGCGGUGUCCUCGAAACCAUCCGCAUCUCGGCCGCGGGCUUCCCCAGCCAACGCACCUACACCGACUUUUUCCAGCGUUACCGCUGCCUGUGCAAGUUCAAAGACAUACGCAGGGACGACCUGAGGGAGACUUGUCGCCGGAUACUCGGGGCUUACAUAAAGGAUGCGGACAAGUUCAAGUUCGGCAAGACGAAGGUACUGUUUCGGGCGGGACAGGUGGCCUAUCUGGAAAAGUUGCGAGCCGAUAGGCAGCGGAACGCCUGCUUGAUCAUCCAAAAGACGGCGCGCGGGUUCAUGGCCGCGUCGCGGUACCGCAAGAUCCUACGAGCGGUGCUGGGCUUGCAGAGACACGUGAGGGGUUACUUGGGGCGCAGAAAGGCUCGGGCGAUCAGGGAGACGCGGGCGGCCACGAGGAUACAGGCCUGGGUGCGGAGAUGGAUGUGCAGGAGGAGAUAUUUGGCGAUCAGGAAGACUACGCUGGCUUUGCAGACCCAUGCCAGGGGGAUGCUGGCCCGACGGAAGUUCAGGCACAUGCAGGACGUCGCUGCAGCUAUCAAGAUACAGAGGUACGCGCGAGGUUACUUGGCGCGACAAGCUUACAAGCGAAAGCUUCGUGACAUCGUGAUCGUGCAGUCCUGCGUGCGCAAGUAUCUGGCCAAAAAGGUAUUCAGGCGAUUAAAGGCCGAGGCUCGUAGCGUCGAGCACGUCAAGUCGCUAAACAAGGGCCUCGAGAUGAAGAUCAUUAACCUGCAGCAUAAGAUCAACGAAUUGGCGAAGGAGAAUCAGCAUAACAAGGCGAUACAGCUGGAAAUGGGUGAGAUGAAAACGAAGCUCGAGAGCCACAAAGCUUUGGAAAUGGAACACAAAAAGCUCAACGGAUUGCUUCUCGAAAAGGACAAGGAGCUAAUGGCGUUGAGAAAACAAGUAGAGGACGAGAGAAAAGAGAAGAUGGAGCUGAUGGAGGCCAAGGAGCGAAAGGGAACAAAAAGGGACGCGGAAAACCGCAAGCUGACGGAGGAAAACGAGCGUCUGCGUGCUGAACUGGCUAUCCUCAGUGAGCAGAUGCGCAGCAAGGAGCGGGGUGCCGAGGACUACGUCAAGUCACGCCUCGAACGCGAGAAAGACCUCCUGCUACUCGACCAGGAUCAAGAUCGGGGUGCCUACCAGCGCCUCCUCAAAGACUACUACGAGCUCGAGCAACGCAGUGAGAUGCUGGAACAAAAACUCGCGCGCUUCGCUCCUGGACACGCGAGGUCGCUCAGCAACGCGUCCAGCGGCAGUGGACAGAACAAUGCCGUUACCGAACUCGCUCAAGAUCACGAGAACAUUGACUUUGGUUACGGCUCGGUGAGAUCAACGGCGUCCUCGAGCACAGCGUACUCGCGAGUCGAGACGAUCGACUGGAACCAACAGCAGCAACAGCAACAGCAGAUUUUGGAAGGACAAGCAAAACGCUCGCACAGUCCCUCAGAGGUCAAAGUGAAUGGGCCAAGUCACGCACCGGUCGACGUGGGAUUGGUGCUAAAGCUUCAGCAAAAGCUCAAGGACUUGGUCAAGGAGAAUGGCCGGCUCAUACGUAUGGUGGAAGAUCUGGAGCGCGAGCCUUUCGACGACCCGCAUAGGACACAGGACUCGUUUCGGUUGCAGGAGAUGGAAAUGGAGAACGCCCAGCUCAAGAGGGAUUUGGGCUCGUUGAGGAAGAGCGUGGUCGAGGCUGACUCGACGACAAACGCUCCUAAAACACUGAUAGAACAAUUCGAAGCGUUACAAGAGGAGCUGCAACGCCGGCGCGAGGAGUGUAUUCAGCUACACAGUGUGUUGGCGGAUCAGAUGCGGCGCAUGAAGAGUGCCGGCACGAAUUACGGCCACGACGUGGACAUCGUAAAUGAGGACGGCGAGUUGGUACUCGCUUUCGAGGCUCAGAAGCAAAUUAACAGACAAUUGGAGGACGAACUGCAAAGGAAGGACAGAGAAUGGAAGUCACAGAGGGAGGAAUGGUGUGCAGAAAUUGACCGGCUGCAAGAAGAGAUCCAGAAACAGCAGAAAAUUCUCUCGGCCAACCUGAGCAAGCCAUCGCAAUCACAGUCCGAGAUCUACAUGCAGUACGAAAUUGCGAGGUUGACGUCCGAAAAUUUGGAACUUCAAGAAAAGUAUGACAAACUAUCCGAGGAAUGCAGGAAUUUCAAGAAACAGAUCAAGAGCCUUCAGAAGCGACUUUUAGAAGCAGGGCUUCCAGAGAGUGCAGAUUCGAGCAGCAAUUUCGGCAUAGUGUCAACGACAACGCAUUCGUCAGGUGAAAGCAACAAUAUAAUGCCUGUCAUCCGCAAAAAAGAACGAGAUUACGAGGGUAUGUUCGAGUUCAAGAAGGAGGACAUCAAUGCCAUCAUGCGUAACCUCAUCACAGAACUGAAUCCUCGAACGGCAAUAACUUUGCUGCCCAGCUUGCCGGCUUACAUACUGUUCAUGUGCAUCAGGCACACGGAUUUCAUCAACGACGAUGAGAAAUUUCGCGCGCUACUGACGGCCUACGUGAACACGACCAAGCGAGCCGUCAAGAGGCACGACGACUUCGAAUGGAGCGCGUUGUGGCUCAGCAACACGCUCAGACUGCUGCACAACAUGAAACAGUACUCUGGUGACAAGCCCUUCCAGAUCGAAAACACCCUGCGACAGAACGAGCAGUGCCUGCGCAACUUCGACCUGGGCGAGUACCGCGUGAUCCUGAGCAACGUGGCACUCUGGAUCUUCAACAACAUAAUCACGCACCUGAAAGAACAGGUCCAGCCACUGACGGUCCCUGCUCUGCUGGAGCACGAGGCGAUAGCCGGUCUGGACGGUCACUCCAAGCGGUCGAGGAGGCCGUCCUCGCAAGGCCACCAGCAGGAGUCAGAUCACACUCAGAAAAAGCUCAACAAGUUGCUCGAGGAGCUAAUGGCUAUCAACAAACAGCUCCAGUACCACGUCGUCGAUCAAGACAUCAUAGCUCAGCUGUUCAAGCAGCUGUUUUACUUUAUGUGCGCCAGCGCGCUCAACAAUCUGCUGCUCAGGAACGAAAUGUGCCACUGGACCAAGGGCAUGCAAAUUCGGUACAAUCUGAGUCACUUGGAGCAGUGGGCAAGGGACGAGCGCCUGACCAUAGCCAUAGACGCUCUGCAGCCGAUAGUACAGGCUGCACAGCUGCUGCAGGCGAGAAAACAGGACGAGGACGUCGACUCGGUUUGCGAGAUGUGCGACAAACUCAGUGCCAAUCAGAUUGUGAAGAUUUUGAAUCUUUACACGCCAGCCGAUGAAUUCGAGACUCGCGUGCCCGUGUUGUUUAUCCAGAAGGUGCAGGCCAAACUCAAGGAACGCGGAGAGAAUCAAGAGCAGUUACUCAUGGAUCUCAAGUUCACCUAUCCAAUCAGGUUUUCUUUCAACCCUUCUAAAAUCCGUCUUGAAGACAUUGAAGUGCCACAGGCGCUCAAUUUGCCGAUGCUCAAAAAGGUCUAA